Messenger RNA from Penicillium soppii, 1530 nucleotides. RefSeq lists its product as uncharacterized. NCBI's taxonomy places the organism in Eukaryota, Fungi, Ascomycota, Eurotiomycetes, Eurotiales, Aspergillaceae. Gene Ontology annotation, molecular function: protein binding. Bases 1 to 1530 code for a protein of 509 amino acids. The transcript has 2 exons. The record is from RefSeq and is a predicted model, not a curated record.
AUGGCGUCAUCACCUCAUGCGAAGCUUCCUGCGGACUGUUGGCUCUUGAUCUUAGACAUAUUGCCUUUUCAAGCCCUGCUCAGCCUGUCAAAGACAUCUCAUGCCCUCCGUGCCUCGGCUGAGCCCUUCCUCUAUCGCUCGAUCCACUGGGACUGGAAGCAUCCACUCUUGGAACGCAUGCUGAUGCUUCUCCGUACCCUUUCAGACCGCCCGUAUGUUGCAAACUACAUCUGGCACGUGAGCAUGAACAAUUGGAGGGCUCCGUUUCAGACCGAGGAAACCAUUCAAAUCGGCAGCUCAGACGGCGACUGGGUUGCAAAACAGCAUCGAUUCAGACCUACUUUGAGGUGGGCCCGGAUGCUUGUUCGAGCCGCCAAAUAUCCAGCCAAGAUGGAACAGGAAUGGGUUACGUUCCUUUCUAAUGGGGACGAACACGCUUAUGCAACGAUUUUGCUAUCACUAUUGCAUAACCUCCGCAGCCUUCGAUUGGACUUUCUGUUUGUCGUCAAAAAUGGCGGUAUGCCUGGAACGAUGCUGCACCAUUCCCUCUUUGGCAAUUCACCCCCUGACCUAUUGUCUCGGUUCACAAAGUUGGAGAUGGUUGAUUAUGGAAGCAAUUUCGUACCCUGGUUCCAACUUCCCUCUCUAAAGAUUCUCGAGAUCUGGCUCCCAAGCAUGGCUGGGAUUACUUGGCUGACCGAUCCUGUCGCCAUGUUGAACUGUCCCCAUUUUUUCUCGUUGCACAAUCUUAUUAUUAGCAGGUCAUCUACUUCCACCGAGGAAAUCGGGACUCUGCUAUCUAAAAUUCCUUCUCUAAAAUGCGUCCAUCUGGGAUUGACAUAUCGAUGUAUGAGAACCACCGACUUUCUCCGGGAGUCGCCACACCUCCUCGAUGCCCUAGAAGCCAAACGCAAGACUCUGCAGCAUCUAUCUAUAAGCGUGGAAAUCAUGCCAGCAUGCGCAGAGAAUUACAUGUUGCCUUUUUAUGAGGAUGUGGGCUGCAACCUUUUCCGUGAUGUUCGCCACAGGUUGCCAAAUCUCAAAACGAUCGAGAUUCCACUCUACCUUCUCGUCGGUUGGGGAACGGGCAAGUCUAAGCUUCAGGAUGUCCUGCCAGAGGGUAUCAGAACCAUCCACAUCCGACCUGAUUUCUAUCUCCACGAAAACAUGCCCUUCUUCAGCACUGAGGUGCUCGCUGCUUUAAUCGAGUUGGUGACCCAAGAUGACCGACACCUAGGGUCUCUGCAAAGGGUUUCCUACGAAGGACCGCCUAAUCUGGUUUAUGGUUGGGAAGAUUAUGAACGUACGUCCUUUGGAAUGCUCUUUGCUGGACAAGACGCGUCUGAACUUUGCCAUCAGCGAGGAAUUGCACUUUCUGCCCUGCCUCCCUGUUUCCUGCCUGGAAAUGCGAUUAUGAGAGAACAGUGGCUGCAGGGGGCCACUCUGGACCCGGAUGUGGGACCCAUUCGGCACGUUUGGCCUUUCUUCUACUCCGAGGUAUUUCCGCCUUUCAUGAGAGGCGUGCAUUGA